Laetiporus sulphureus 93-53 is the source of this 447-nucleotide messenger RNA. RefSeq lists its product as uncharacterized. The record is from RefSeq and is a predicted model, not a curated record. The transcript has a single exon. The coding region runs from base 197 to 382 and encodes 61 amino acids. NCBI's taxonomy places the organism in Eukaryota, Fungi, Basidiomycota, Agaricomycetes, Polyporales, Laetiporaceae.
GCGCGCAUGUGGAUUGACGGACAUGGCUCUUUGAAGCCUUUGGAGCGGGAGCGGGAGUGGCUGCGCGUUGAGUCCGAGUGUGUGAGAGAGAUGCUGUGGCCUUUGAGAUGGCAGGUAAGUGCUCCUUCUCGAUUUCGCGCUGAGGCGGAGAAGGAGGCGAGCGGUUUGACGCGGUCUGGCUUGGCAACGCGGCGUGAUGGCUGGGCGAGGGUACUGUGUUGCCCUCGUCGUCUUUGUCAUUGCUGUUGUCAUUGUCACUAUCGCCGGUGGACGUGCUACUGGGUGCGUCGAGUGGUGGCGGCGUUGGGUCGUGUUCGGCGGCUACGAUCGCGAUACGAGCCGCUCGUCGUUCGCGAGGGCUGUGAGGAGUGCCGGCAGGUGAGCUCGGCGGUUUGCCCUGCACUUCGUGUUGAAGUUCAGGGUCGAUCACCGUGCGUGUCUGCCGCG